GCCGUUGACUUUACGUGGACUGAGGAGUGAAAUAAUUGACAAUAAACACUUGCCACCGAAAAAGUCCAGGCGGUUCGUGCUAGUGUUGAAGCCACCAUAUUAUCAAUGAUAUAGUUUUCUCGGGAAGGGGUCGUUUGAAGCUUUGCCGUCGCUGACAGCUGUUUGGACUCGGAGAUAUGGAGCAUAUCCGAACGCCAAAGGUGGAGCAGGUGCGGCUGUUGGAUCGCUUCAGCAGCAAAUCCACAAAUGGCACCCUGUACCUCACAGCCACACAUCUCAUCUUUGUGGAGAGCAGCUCUAACAACUCGACCUCUGCCGGACAGGAGAUCUGGAUUUUGCAUCACCAUAUAGCCUCUGUGGAGAAGCUCUCCCUCACCACCACAGGCUGUCCUCUGGUCAUUCAGUGUCGAAACUUCAGGAUGGUUCAGUUUGUGGUACAGAGAGAACGAGACUGUCACGACAUCUACAGCUCGCUGCUGCGACUUCUACGACCAGUAAGCUAUGAGGAUCUCUAUGCGUUCUCCUACAACCCCAAACAAAAUGACCAACAGAGAGAGGAAGGAUGGCAGCUCAUUGACCUUGGGGCAGAGUUUGAGAGGAUGGGCGUCCCCUGUGACCAAUGGCAGCUCACCGACGUCAACAGAGACUACAAGGUGUGUGAGACAUAUCCACGGGACCUGUACGUUCCCAUCACAGCCAGUAAGCCUAUAAUUGUGGGGAGUUCCAAGUUCAGAAGCAAAGGACGCUUCCCUGUACUCACAUAUUUCUACCAAGAGAAGAAGGCGGCAGUGUGUCGAUGCAGUCAGCCUCUCUCUGGGUUCAGCGCACGAUGCCUAGAAGACGAGAGCCUCCUGCAGGCCAUCAGCAAGGCCAAUCACAACAGCCGAUUUGUUUAUGUCAUGGAUACCAGGCCAAAGUUGAAUGCACUAGCUAACCGAGCAGCAGGCAAAGGCUACGAGAACGAGGACAACUACUCCAACAUCCGCUUCCAGUUUGUUGGCAUUGAAAACAUCCACGUAAUGAGAGCUAGCCUGCAGAAAUUACUGGAAGUGAUUGGAUCUCGGCCUCUCUCCAUGAGUGACUAUCUGGUGGGGCUGGAGAGUAGCGGCUGGCUGCGGCAUAUCAAAGCUGUAGUAGAUGCAGCCAUCUUUCUCACCAAGGCGGUGACAGUGGAAGGAGUCAGUGUGUUGGUUCAUUGUUCAGAUGGAUGGGAUAGAACGGCCCAAGUCUGCUCUCUGGGGUCGCUGCUCAUGGAUCCCUACUAUCGUACUAUCAAGGGCUUCAUGGUACUGAUAGAGAAAGACUGGAUCUCCUUUGGUCACAAGUUUGCAGACAGGUGUGACCAGUUGGAUGGGGAUCCGAAGGAGGUAUCUCCUAUCUUCACUCAGUUCCUGGAGUGUGUUUGGCAACUGACUGAGCAGUUCCCACAGGCGUUUGAGUUCAGUGAGUGGUUCCUGCUGCAGAUCCAUGAGCACGUCCACUCAUGUCAAUAUGGAAACUUCCUUGGCAACAAUCAGAGGCAGAGAGAGGAGUUGCAGUUGAGAGAGCGGACUCACUCCCUGUGGGCGUUUUUAAUGAGCGAGAAACAGAACUACUUGAAUCCGUUCUACAGCCCGGCGUACUCUGAAGCACAUCCUGUUCUGGAGCCCUCCACCCUGCCCUACCAUUUUAAGUUCUGGAGGAACAUGUACCACCAGUUUGAUCGGUCCAUGCACCCACGUCAGUCUAUCCUGAAAACCAUUCUGACGCUGAGAGAGAACAGUCGAAAGGCAGAGAGCACACUGCAAGCACUGGAGACCAAGCUCCAGCAACUUGGCGUGACUCCCGUCGCAACCUCGGACCCCCCUGCAGCUCCUCCUACCAGGGUUCAGCGCUCCAACUCCAACACGCUUCCGCCACGUCCCGACUCCCUCAUCCUGGGAGCACCCAUCAACCACAAAGAAGUGCAACGUCACGAGGAGGACGACGAGCAGGAGGAGGUGGGCGAGGAGGCCAUGGAGAGCACGGACACAGAGCGGACUGUAGAGGGCAGCAGUGGCACUGACAGCAGGAAGCAGAGCUACGGAGAGCUGGAAGGGACAUACAACAGUGAUGUGGCCAAAGAGGAGCCAGCUGUUGUCAGUCUGGAGUUUGGCGUGGCACGUAUGACCUGCUGAAACCAAACCGAGGGAUUGUGGGAUACUGAGGGACAGGUGCAACCGAGUGAGAGGGCUUACUAAAAGUGUGUGCGUGUUAAAGGUGAAGCUGUCAUUUGGUAUGUGAUUAAGUGCUGAUUACGCAAUGGCCCUAAGUGGGCCGGGUGGAUGAAGUUGUAUGUCUGUAUAGUAUAAAUCUCUAUGGAAAGCCUCAUUAUUAUGUCAUAUACUGCAUCUAUAGUGAAAAGGCUUGGUUUUUUUUUAUGAAUGUUGAAAAGCACUAUAGAAAAUUCAAGAAUAUCAUAAGAGAAUAAAUUCAUCAACAAAACAA
Amphiprion ocellaris (clown anemonefish) is the source of this 2466-nucleotide messenger RNA. RefSeq names its product myotubularin related protein 6 (gene mtmr6). Gene Ontology annotation, cellular component: nuclear envelope. Gene Ontology annotation, molecular function: phosphatidylinositol-3,5-bisphosphate phosphatase activity. Lineage: Eukaryota; Metazoa; Chordata; Actinopteri; Pomacentridae. The transcript has 15 exons. Gene Ontology annotation, biological process: dephosphorylation. The record is from RefSeq and is a predicted model, not a curated record. The coding region runs from base 177 to 2156 and encodes 659 amino acids.